GUCCGCCACACAGCGUGCAACUGCAUGUUUCUCCGACAAUACUACACUAUAUCGCACGAUUAGCGUGGCUGGACUUCUAACAACACGCGUCCACUGCAUCGAUCGUAACCAAUCUCCAGGAUCUUCCCGGUUGGGUUAGCCUUGGAAUUGUGAUUCACUCGAGCGAUUUAACUGUGAAGGAUUUUGUGAUUAAAAUUACAAAAUAUUUGCGUAGAGAAGAAAGUGCGACUGAAGAUAGUGCGCGGUGCGGUGGAUUCUUCGACUGGAAGAAAUUUUGUGGAUAUUAGUUCACGUGGGUGGAAGUGUCCACGACACGUUGAAAAAGGUUUGAUGUGCUUGAGGGGUGGAAAGAAUUGAUCGUGAACGAAGGAUAAACCCAAAAUCUUCCAAACUGGGUGACGGCAGAGGAAAACCCCGUAGAGUCAGAAUGGCAGAUGAUAAUCAGCAGGAGAGCCAGCAUGUUCAUAAGGAGCUGAAAGUGGCGAAGCUUAUGCCUCUUGCGAUGAAGCUCUUGGAAAUUGUUUUAGCUGUGUUCGCUAUCGGAUUAGUCGUCGAUCCGUUAAAUUCGUUCCAGAAGAUCAUGAUUAGAAUGCAUUUCAAGCUUGACGAUGCCGCGAUAAUUUACAUCACUAUCGCUGGCUACCUGAUGAUCAACACGCUUUUCAUCAUUUGUCAACUGUUGGGAGAUCGAAUACCGAAAAGAACCUUGAUAUUGUUCUCUUCAGUCGGUGGGCUCCUGCACAUCGUCGCUGGAAGCAUAAUUGUCUAUAAUUGGACAAAGAUUCUCGGCCCUUACUACAGCAACAACGAAUUGUAUCCCAGCAAACAGUACAUGGAUAUGUUCAUAUCAGGCGCAGUGUUCACAUUUGUCAAUGCUGCGGUUUUCUUCUUGGAAGUAUUCUUCAUCAUUUACUCGUCAAAAAGCAUCGAGUAAGAAGGAAAGAUACGGCGUAACGGUCUUUAGAUUGGGAGAACGAGUAUGAAACAUUCGUGAGAAUUAUACUUACAAAUGCCUGCUUGAUGUAACUAGGAGAAUAGAUUGUCAGUAAGUCAGUAAAAAUAUGAAUAUUUAAUGUUAUGUAAAUUUUGAAAAAAAUGUCGUUUCUAUGGAGAAAAAAGAGAUAGCUGAUGUUAAAUAUGUCACGUAUUUUAUAAAAUAGUUUAUCACAAGAGGUGAUGAAAGAAAAGAAACAGAAGAAUCGAAAAGAGAUGGUUUCCCACCGAAUGUGUUCUACA
Molecule: messenger RNA, 1236 nt
Organism: Bombus impatiens (common eastern bumble bee)
Lineage: Eukaryota; Metazoa; Arthropoda; Insecta; Hymenoptera; Apidae
Exons: 4
Coding region: 428-934 (168 amino acids)
Biological process (GO): septate junction assembly
Source: RefSeq, a predicted model, not a curated record